Staurois parvus is the source of this 321-nucleotide messenger RNA. Lineage: Eukaryota; Metazoa; Chordata; Amphibia; Anura; Ranidae. The record is from the annotation of a GenBank genome assembly.
AUGUGCAUAAAAGAUCUCAUACGGGGGAGAAGCCGUAUUCCUGUACUGAGUGCGGGAAAUGUUUCCGUUUUAAAUAUUAUCUUAAGGUGCAUAACAGAAUUCACACAGGAGAGAAACCAUAUUCCUGUCCUGAGUGCGGGAAAUGUUUUUCACAGAAGUCCCAUCUUUACACACAUCAGGGUUCUCACACAGGGGAAAAACCGUAUUCCUGUCCUGAGUGUGGGAAAUGUUUUUCACAGAAGUCCUAUGUUUAUAUACAUCAAAGAUCGCACACAGGGGAGAAGCCAUUUUUCUGUUCUGAGUGCGGGAAAUGUUUUAUAG